AUGUCAACGAAGCCACUCCCGUCAGACCUUCCAAUACAUUCAUUCCCCACCGCCAAAGAUUUAGAGGAGUUCCUUGAACGUGAGCAUUCAACAGCACCGGGAUUCUAUCUCAAGCUCGCCAAGAAAAACUCAGGAAUCCCAUCAGUCUCCGCCGCUGAUGCCGUGGAGACCGCGCUAUGUUUUGGCUGGAUUGACGGCCGCGCAAAUGGCCUCGAUCAGAACUGGUGGCUCGUGCGGUACACACCUCGCCGGGCAAAAAGCAUCUGGUCUCAGAAGAAUGUCAACACAAUCGGCCGACUCAUUGAGACGGGCCGAAUGCGACCGGCCGGCCUGGUCGCUGUGGAAGCCGCAAAGGCCGACGGGCGCUGGGAACGCGCCUAUGCUGGGCCAGCGACCAUCACUGUGCCCGAGGACUUUACUGCCAUCUUAACGGAGCAGCCUACAGCGGCAUCUUUUUUCGAAUCACUAGAUAAAAGUGAUCGCUACUCCGUGCUGUGGCGCAUCCAAACAGCGUCUCCCACGGUGCGGAAGAAGAGGAUUGAGGCUUUGGUGGCGAUGCUUGCAAAGGGAAAGACCCCUGGUACACUCAAAGCCGAUUCAUUCGUGGAGAAGAACAUCUCGAAGGAUACCAGUAGAGGAUCUCGUCAAAGGGAAAAGACACCAAUAAAGAAGACGGUAGCCAAGGGCACGCGCAAGGGUCUUCGGAGCAACAAAGAAUGA
Molecule: messenger RNA, 720 nt
Organism: Penicillium argentinense
Lineage: Eukaryota; Fungi; Ascomycota; Eurotiomycetes; Eurotiales; Aspergillaceae
Product: YdeI/OmpD-associated family protein
Exons: 1
Coding region: 1-720 (239 amino acids)
Source: RefSeq, a predicted model, not a curated record